Messenger RNA from Symbiodinium sp. CCMP2456, 3618 nucleotides. NCBI's taxonomy places the organism in Eukaryota, Dinophyceae, Suessiales, Symbiodiniaceae. The record is from the annotation of a GenBank genome assembly.
AUGAUGCCUUUGCGACUUCAUGGCAUGCUACGAGCGCCUUUGCGGUGUCGUCCCUCCUUGGGAAGUGCUCGUACCAAGCAACGAAGACUGCUGCACGCUCACCAGGUUGAGCGACGUCAGGUGUCGCUGGCAUCUCCAGCUGAUGGUGUGAAGAUUCCACAUGCGCGGCCACCCAAGGUCAUCAGAAACGGCCCUGCUCCUCUUGCAACUUUUGUUGUUGACCAAUGGACUCCGCAUGAGGGCAUCGUCGUCGACCGCUUGCAGUCGGGAGCGCUUCUUGUUGACGUGGGCUGCGAGGUGCCUGGUAUGCUGCCAGCCGAUGGUUAUUUUGCAAGCAAUGCUGGUGAGCUCGAUCAACUUUCGCCUGGCGAUAGGGUGACCUGCUAUGCAUGCUGCAAGUACCCGGAGAACAAGAAGCUCUUACUGAGCCUGCAUCGCCGAGAAGUCCCGAGAGAGAGGUGGAAGAAAGUCAUUGCCGACGGGCAGAGGCCAUAUGAAGGUGUCGUGCAGCGACUCGCCCCCUUCGGUGUCUUCGUGGACCUGGGGACAGAGGUCGCAGGCUUGCUUCCCAACGAGCAGCUGCCUAAGGCUUUGCCUUGCAAGGUCGGUGAUGCCAUCACGGUCUAUGUUGUCAGCAAGCGUCCAGAGUCAGCAAAACUCGACCUGGCCACAAUCCCCAGAAGUCAGGCUUUGCGCCGAUGGAUAGAGAUCCCCGGAGACGGGCGCACUCCGCACAAAGGCACUGUGCUCGGCUUUCUGGAGGGCCGUGGGGCCUUCAUAGACAUGGGCUUCGAGCGACCUGCGAUGCUUCCGAUGGCGGUGAUCGAGGCACAGGAAGAGCAGACGGACUUGAAGUGCGGAAGUGAGCUCACGGUUUACAUCACAGACAAGCAGAGCAAAUCCGGCAAGGUCACCCUGGCACUCGCACCAUCUACCCUUCCGAAACGUAGCUGGGAAGACAUCAUUGCAGACGGCCAGACGCCCUACGAUGGUGUCGUUCGACGCACGUUUGAGUAUGGAGCAUUGGUCGACAUCGGCUAUGACUCGCUCUGCUUCUUGCCCAACCCGCAGGUGCCGAAGAACUCGGCGAGCGACAGCGUGAGAAUCGGCCAAGAGUUGACUGUGUACGCAGUUCAAAAGCGGAUGAACACUGGAAGGGUGUCCCUCUCUCUUGAACGCAGGGCCAAGCCGCUGGAAGAGCUCCAGGACGUCUGCUGCGACGGUCGCAGUCCCUACCGUGGCAUAGUCCGCACCGUGAAUGAGUUUGGAAUUUUCGUGGACUUUGGUUGUUCUGUUGUUGGGAUGUUGGACGAGGACUACGAUGACCCAGCUCUGAUAGAGAAGCAGUCGUGUCUGCAGGCCGGUGAUGUCGUCACCGUAUAUCCAAUCUGCAAGGAUUUGGGGAAUGGCAGGGUCUAUUUGUCCUUGAAGAAGCGUGACGUGCCAAUCUGCUCAGUCUGGGACCUCGCUGCAGACGGGCAAACCCCGUACCUUGCGCGAGUAGUGUCGGUCCAUGGGCGGGACUGCACGAUGGACCUCGGGGCCGACACGCGGGGGCUGCUCACCCGAACACACGCCCCGCCGGAAACCUACACGAAGCUGGAGGUAGGAGACAUGGCCCAUGUGUACAUACAUCGCCGCAACUCCGCGACGGCUUCCUUGACCCUCUCCUUAAUACCGUCGCCAGUUCGCAAGGUGCCUUCGAGCAAGAUUUUGGCAGACCUCCAGCUUGACGCUUCCAAGGUGUACACGGGAGAAGUGUAUUGCAUUCAGCAUGGCUACAUCUUCCUGGACAUUGGAUCCGAGUUGGGGGCAAUGAUGCUGGACGCAGUUCCGUUCGCUUGUCGGAUUGGUGACCGCAUCCGUGUGAGGAUCUCUCAUCAUGACACGAGGCGUGGGAGGUUACGUGUCGUCCCAAUCACGACGGAGACUCAACAUGCGCAGCGGGGAAGCAACAAAUGCAAGGAAGCCUCGGAAGACACGGAGGAUGCAGAAUCAGUGGAAGCAGACGCCGUGAAAAAUCGGAAGAGCCAUUCUGCAGGAGCCAAGACGAGGGCCGAUAACGCAAAAGGCCGCCUCCAGGAGCUGGUGCAGAAGACGACAAAGCAGGUGCUGAAGCGUGGCGACAUUCUGUACAGUGUCCGCGUUGUGGGGCGGCUUUUCUCGGCUGAGGUUAGACUCAAGGAGGAGCUGCAAACCUUGAUGCCGAUGUUUUCGGAAGCCUUCGAGGGCGAGGGCGAUGGCAAGGAGGAGAAGAUAUCUGACGCGUAUGCGCGGGCUGGAGAUCAGCGCUACCCUCUGGAUGUACAGGAUUUCCUGAAGCUUCUGCGUCGCAAGUGUGGCAGCGUCGUUCGGGCGUGGCGGGUGGCUCUGGACAAAGAUGGGGGCAGCGAGCUGGAGUUCUGUGAGUUCGUAAGCGCAGUGCGUCAAAUGGGUUCAGGGUCGGGCCAGAAUGCACGCAGCCUUUGGUUCAAUCUGGACGUGGAUCAAAGUGGCACGCUGAGCCUUUACGACUUGGAUCCAAUUGCCGCACACGCCCUCGACAAGUUUCGCUACGGCUCAAUCAAUGCAGCGUUUGAGCAGCUUCUCGAUACGAGCAGAUCUGGUGUCGUGACCCUGGAGAACUUCAUUGAAGCGGUCAGGGACCUAGGAUAUGAGCCAGCUGUAGCCGAAGAGCUUUUCAACUGGCUGCGAUCGCGGCCUGGGACCCUUUUCCUCCGGAAGAGUGACCUGCAUUUCCUCCAGAAAUGGGAGGAUGCGAAGCGUGACAAGAAGGAGAAAGCCGGCACACUGCAUGUGGGCUGGAUCAACCGAGACCCAUCUGCGGCAGUUGAAUAUCGGAAGAUGGCGGACAAGCUUGCCGAGAAAAGCGGGCAACAAAAGAUGGAGCACCGAGUCUCCGAGACACCGUUCACGGCCACGGCGCUGGCCAUCGCCAAGGCGACAGAAAAGGUGCAAGGCAACUCGGCGAGGUCCUCCGCGGAUCCGGUACAGGCCCAGCCCAGGCCGGAAACUCCCGGCAAGAAGGGCGCAAGGGUGGAGGCACCUGCAACGACGGCGGCCAUUGCCAGUGCACAGGAGACAGUGGGUUGCUAUGCCAUGAGACUGGCUUCCGAUAAUGAGAACAGCACUACCAAGUUCUUGAAGUAUCUUCUGGACCGCUUCGGGUCUCUAGCAGCUGCCUGGGAUGCGAUGGAACCCGGAGAGGUGGGAGAGAUUCGCAAGAGCGACUUCGAGUACGUCGUGUGCUUCAAACUAGGAUAUUGCAGGAACACUGAUGCACGCCGGCUUUUCGAAGCCUUGCCCAAGAAGGACUCGCAUCGCCUGACCUGGCGGGACCUUGGUUUGAAGCCGGAUGAAUGGCUGGGGUUUCUUACGCAGAAGAAGUGGCAGAAAUCCUUGCUGAUGGUGGAGGAGAUGAAGAAGUGCGACGGAGAUGGCGCUCGGCUCGCCUUGGAGCGACACUACCAACGAGCAAAGCUGCACGGUCAUCAGCUACAGCUCGAGUUUGGCGAGAAGCCGAUGCCGCGCAACCAAGCUGAGCUGCCAAAGUGGUGCCGCCCCAGGUCAGCUCAAAGUCGCCGGCAGCGCACGUUGGGCACUGCAGCUGCCACAUAG